AUGCGCGAGCAGUCGCGGGAGACACGGCUGACGUCGGCUCGCGGGGGCGGCGCCGGCCGAGCCGCGGGGUGGGCUGCCGCCGCCCGCCAGAGGGGCGCCCCCGGCGUGCCCAUGCAGUCCUGCAAGCUCGAGUGUCCAGACGAACUGCGGAAAUCUGUGCGGGAACAGGUGGAGCAGGGUCUGCUCAGUGGCUACACAGAGCAGUUCCUCGACUUUGAAACCAUCACACCAUACCCUGUGGGCAUUGUGGGCAUGCCGGACUACAAUUUCUUUCCAGAAUUUAGCGGCCAUAUGUGGUACAACCAAAUGCAACAGGGAUCUCAGCAUGGAGGAGCAAAUUAUUUGAGGCAAUCAGAUGACAAACUCCAGCCAUUUGGGGCCUGGAAUGUGUGUGGUAAUGACAGCCGAGGCCACCAAGGUUCAUCAGUGAUGGUCCGGCAGACAGUGUUAGGUGGCACAAACCAAUUUGGACUAGCUCAAAAUGGAACUUGUGCUGGUCAGAAUGCUGGACGCAUAGGUUCUGCACAGCUGCAACACUCUGGGCUAUUCCAGAAAAUGGAAAACUCUAGAGAAGACUGUGUGCGAGUAAGUACACCUGUGCAUGCUGGAUCUCAGCAGAAGCAGCUGCAUCAGCAACAUCAGAUUGCUCAGAGGCAGCAGCAGCAGCAACAGCAACAACAACAACAACAACAACAACACCAGCAACAACAGCAACAAGCCCAUCAACAACAACAACAACAGGUCUCAAAGCAGGCCAACAGCAAGAAGCAACAGGGAUCAAAUAUGGCUGUUUCUGUGACUUCUGGUGGAAGUACAUGCACCACAGCUGUCACUUCAACUGCUCCAGUUGACACUAAACCGUUACCUGCUUUUGAGCAGGCAUUUGGGUCUACUGAGAUUGGUCGUUUCUCACAUGAGGGUUUUUUUAGUAGCAUGCAGCAGCAACUUCAGCAGCAGCAGCAAAAUGAGAACAGUUGA
This is a messenger RNA of Schistocerca piceifrons (Central American locust), 978 nucleotides long. Its product is annotated as transcription factor SPT20 homolog. Lineage: Eukaryota; Metazoa; Arthropoda; Insecta; Orthoptera; Acrididae. The record is from RefSeq and is a predicted model, not a curated record. Gene Ontology annotation, biological process: regulation of transcription by RNA polymerase II. The coding region runs from base 1 to 978 and encodes 325 amino acids. The transcript has 6 exons. Gene Ontology annotation, cellular component: nucleus. Gene Ontology annotation, molecular function: transcription cis-regulatory region binding.